UGGGUUUUAAGGUCAAUGGUAAGGAAAAAACGAAUAAAAGAAAGGAAAGCAAACCUAACCACGGCAGCCUCAUCAUCGAUUCCGUACGCAACAUUCAACCAUCCUUAUUCUGCCUUUGCUUUUUACUCACAACAUUGUGGAACUCCGAUCCCGGCCAAAAGCUUUUUACGCCACCUCACCUCCGCCGUCUCCACCACCCAUUCCGAUUCACAAAACAAUUUCGUGAAGUUUCAUUGUUGGAGAGAGGUUUGGUUGCAAUUUGAGAGUAAAUAUACUGAGAUGGAUUCUGAGGAUGACUUCACAUUUUGUCAGGUGGGUUUACCUGAAAGGAAUGAUAAAGAGGCAAAGGAUCUUGCAUCAGAUAUAGGUCAUAUUACCUUAAGAGAUGAAUUGGCAAAUGGCACCACUAGUAGGACCCGCGUUGUUUGGAAUGAUAAAUUGUCGAAUGAUAUCACUUCCAGAAAGCAGGCAACAGUUGGUUCCUUGGAUUUCAACGUGCUUGAUAUGUCUUAUUCAAAACAAUCUAGUACGUUGUCAACAGAAGAGGUGCCGAAAGAUGCUGGAAAGGUUGUGAAGAAUUCAGGAAAACAGGGGAUUGCUGUGCGUAAACCUGCAGCCCGAAAAAAGGUUCCUUUUGAGAAGGGGUAUAGUCAAAUGGAUUGGCUUAAGCUUACUCAGACCCAUCCUGAUCUUGCAGGAUUGAAAGGCCAGUCAAAUAAAAGGCUUAUCCCUAUGAGUGAAGUUAAAGAACAUCGGACUGAGGGCUCCAUGUGGACCGUUCUGAAAGGUCACGUGUAUAAUAUAUCUCCUUAUAUGAAGUUUCACCCUGGAGGUGCUGAUAUACUUAUGAAGGCAGUGGGAAAAGAUUGUACAUCUUUAUUCAAUAAAUAUCACGCUUGGGUGAAUGCUGAAUUUUUGCUGGAGAAGUGUCUUGUUGGCACUUUGGAUGAUAGUCAUUGAUAGUUUGUUGACAUGUAGCAUUCGACGAUCGUGUCUUGAUGGUGAUAGUCAUUGCUAGUUUGUUGACAUGUAGCCUUCGACGAUCAUGUAUUGAUGGUGUAUUGUAUUUGCCAAAAGAAUAAAUAAUUUGGUAUAUCAUAAUGGGUUUAGAGCUCACUUACCUAAAGAAGAGAACACAAUACUAUGUACCUGAAUUUCUAUUCUCAAUUUAACUUCCAAGAUAUAUUCGUUAUUCUUCUUUUA
Molecule: messenger RNA, 1203 nt
Organism: Cucumis sativus (cucumber)
Lineage: Eukaryota; Viridiplantae; Streptophyta; Magnoliopsida; Cucurbitales; Cucurbitaceae
Product: cytochrome b5 domain-containing protein RLF
Exons: 6
Coding region: 16-960 (314 amino acids)
Molecular function (GO): heme binding
Source: RefSeq, a predicted model, not a curated record